GCUGAGGAUGGCGAAUGUCUUCGUUUUUUUGUUAAUAGCGGUAGUGGGCACUACUGCAGCUGAGAAGCUUCACUUUCCUGAUUUUGUAGCGAUCGAGCAGAACGAGGUACCUAUCUGUGGUGGAUGGGUUAUUGAUAAACCAUUCCGACGUCAUGUGCUCACCACGGAACGCUGUGUCGGGGCUGUUCGCGAGAAGCAACUACUGGUGCGCCAUGGAAGUGCCAAAGUCACCUGGCGUACGCUCAGCAGCGGAGUCAAUCGGAUACUGCGCCAUCCGGCAGCCGAUACGCUGGUGGUGUUGAGCACUUUCGGGACCUUUCGGAAGCGCGAAUCAACUACGAGCACGGAGGAAAUGAAGCAACAGCUACAGAACGCCACGACGGUGGUACUGAGCUGGCGAUGGAACUAUGGAGUGCUCGAGAAGAGUGCCAUUGUGCUGGAGGAUGAUCAAGAACAUAGCGCAGAGGAAUUAGCCAGCCAUCUACUGUGUAAUGAUCAUCAGAAGGACACAUUCGUCCUGGAAGGAGGUUUACUUCUACGUAACCAACAACCGUUCGCUAUGAUGAGCGUAGUUCCAGCUGCAGAUAGUGUUUGUGGGGCGAAGCUGCUCCUCGUUGAACUAACAGACCUAAGCCAAAGCUGGAGCUUAGCCACGCUGCGUGAUAACAGCAGCAAACGCCACCAAGCGGACGAUGAUUCAUCGGGAUCCUUCUUCACCGAUCCAAACUCUCCGUUUGGCUACAUUAUGCUGAUGAUUUUCCUAGGCUACAACAUGCUCUACACAAUGUUCUACUUCAUAUUCUGUAUCGAUAAGCUGAACUCCAGCACAUCGCUCUAGAUUGGGAAUCGGAAUAAAAAGCUA
Anopheles aquasalis is the source of this 862-nucleotide messenger RNA. RefSeq lists its product as uncharacterized. The record is from RefSeq and is a predicted model, not a curated record. NCBI's taxonomy places the organism in Eukaryota, Metazoa, Arthropoda, Insecta, Diptera, Culicidae.